Molecule: messenger RNA, 1908 nt
Organism: Penicillium antarcticum
Lineage: Eukaryota; Fungi; Ascomycota; Eurotiomycetes; Eurotiales; Aspergillaceae
Exons: 5
Coding region: 1-1908 (635 amino acids)
Molecular function (GO): oxidoreductase activity, acting on the CH-CH group of donors
Source: RefSeq, a predicted model, not a curated record
AUGUCUGCUCCGCUGAAGUCCUCUACUGCAGACGAGGGGUUUAUCCUUUCAACGCCGGCUUUGGAGAACCCGUACACCUCGGAUGCAGUUUUUCUUCGAAUUCUCCAGUGGUAUCUACCGCGUGAUGUGUUGUCAAAAAUCUUAUCGGACCUGCAGCACUUCGGCUCCGAAGCAAUCUCAGACGAGACCAACGGUUUGAUUGGAAAUGCCGAGACUCAGCUGCCAUAUAUCAAGACACGCAAUGUGUGGGGAGCGCGUUACCAUGCCGAUCGUCUGGUAACUAGUGCUGGUUGGAAGGGGCUGGGCAAAUGGGGUAUCAAGAAUGGUGUAGUUGGGCUUGGAUAUGAAGAAACAUUCGGGCCAUAUCGCAGAGUUGUGCAACAUGCAUUCAACUACAUCUUCUCUGCGUCCUCCGCUGCCUAUUCGUGUCCUGUCUCAAUGACAUCGGGAGCGGCACGUCUAGUUCGACACCAGAUUCGGGAUUUACCUUCCGAUCAUCCAUUCCAUGAACUCUAUGCACGUCUCAUUGCUCGCGAGAACAAUUGGAUUUCCGCGCAGUGGAUGACCGAACGCCCUGGUGGCAGCGAUGUUCGAAACAGCGAAACCGUCGCGGUUUACUCUCCGCUGCAAUCGAAGACUGGUCGUUUUGGCAAUAUAGAAGAAGGGGACUACCUUUUGUCCGGGUUCAAGUUCUUUUGCAGUGCGACAGACUGCAACAUUGUCUUACUUCUUGCAAAGACCGAGUCAGGAGAGUUGUCCCUAUUUGUGGCACCGACAUCUAUAACAGGCACCGAUGCCAGUGGGAAGAAGACUAAGUUAUCAAAUGGAAUUCGUAUCCAUCGACUGAAGAAUAAGAUGGGUACGAAAGAGCUACCAACGGCCGAGAUUGAACUCAAGAAUGUCCGAGCCCAUUUAAUCGGCAAGAAAGAUCGCGGCAUUGCAACUAUUGCCUUGUUGCUUAACACUACACGCACCCACAACUUCGUCACGGCUGUUUCGUGCCUGCGUCGCGCCUUGGAUAUUGCCAAAGCAUUUGCCCGUGCUCGCAAGACCAUUGAUCAACCACUGUGGACAUUCCCAAUGCACUUGAAUGUGCUUGCCCAGUUGGAAGUCAAGCAUAGGGGUUGGCUCCAACUGGCUUUCUUCACUUCAUCGCUUCUCGGCUUCGUCGACAACGGGUUCCCGAAAGAACUGCCUGCACAUUACAAUGUCCUUGCUAGAUCUCCUACCGCAGCAACACUAGUUUUGCGGGCUUUGACUUCGACGUCCAAGGCUGUGAUUUGUAAAUCAUCUACGUUAGCAUUUCAGGAAUGCCAGGAAGCAAUGGGUGGAGUCGGAUACAUGGAUGAGCCUGAAGAACCCGAGUUCAAUGUUAGCCGGCUAUGGCGUGAUACAGCUAGCAACAGUGUAUGGGAAGGAACAACCAAUGUCCUUGCGAGUGAGACUGUGAGGCAUUUGACCAAUGGACGUAACUUGGAAUCCUUCAGUGCCUGGAUCAACGACUCAAUUGGCUAUAUCACGGACGAUGCUCUAAGAACCACUUUGAAAAAUGUCUGGGCAGCCCUCGAGAAGAAGCUCGCAGUGGGACAAGACAACCGCAGUCUAGCAGGUGUUCUCGGGCUUGGUCGUCAGAUAAUGUUCACUCUUGCUUGGCUCAUCAGUGGGAUACUGCUCGCCAUGGAUGCCCAACGAGACAACGACAAUGUUGCCUGUGAAGUAUCUCACAGAUGGGUUCUAGAUGGACAAGGCGUACCAGCAGAAUUCGCAUUCCCUGAACUCAUAUAUCAGCGCUCUGCAGACCAGCCUCGUGUUAUGAGCGACCAGAGUCGGACUAAUUGGGAUUGUCUCAUUGUUUGGGGAGCGGACCUUCCGACAGAUUCUUCGACAGGAUACCGGGCUAGAAUUUGA